Molecule: messenger RNA, 1023 nt
Organism: Sceloporus undulatus (fence lizard)
Lineage: Eukaryota; Metazoa; Chordata; Lepidosauria; Squamata; Phrynosomatidae
Gene: PSMA3
Product: proteasome 20S subunit alpha 3
Exons: 11
Coding region: 138-905 (255 amino acids)
Biological process (GO): ubiquitin-dependent protein catabolic process
Cellular component (GO): proteasome core complex, alpha-subunit complex; nucleus; proteasome core complex
Source: RefSeq, a predicted model, not a curated record
AAGACGCUGGCGGCGGCGGUGGCCAAUGGUUAGGCGCGUUGUUGAGAGGUGGCUGAAGGGGUGACUGGAGCAGAGGAAAGGAAGGCCGGCGGUGCGGAGGCGGGACGGUUGUGUUCUCUCGGGUGCCCUCCGCCGCCAUGAGCUCCAUCGGAACCGGGUAUGAUUUGUCGGCCUCCACAUUUUCGCCAGAUGGCAGAGUAUUUCAAGUAGAAUAUGCUAUGAAAGCUGUUGAGAACAGCAGUACAGCAAUUGGGAUACGGUGUAAAGAUGGUAUUGUCUUUGGAGUAGAAAAAUUAGUUCUAUCCAAACUUUAUGAAGAAGGAUCAAAUAAACGUCUCUUUAAUGUUGAUCGACAUGUUGGAAUGGCUGUAGCAGGACUUCUGGCUGAUGCCCGAUCUUUGGCUGACAUAGCAAGGGAAGAAGCUUCAAACUUCAGAUCCAACUAUGGUUACAAUAUUCCACUGAAACAUCUUGCAGACAGAGUGGCUAUGUACGUACAUGCCUACACACUAUACAGCGCUGUCAGACCUUUUGGCUGCAGCUUCAUGUUGGGCUCCUAUGAUGAUGAUGAUGGCGCCCAGCUGUACAUGAUUGAUCCUUCGGGUGUUUCAUAUGGUUACUGGGGAUGUGCCAUUGGGAAAGCACGGCAAGCUGCAAAGACAGAAAUUGAAAAACUCCAAAUGAAAGACAUGACAUGCCGUGAUGUUGUUAAAGAAGUUGCAAAAAUAAUCUACAUAGUCCAUGAUGAAGUUAAAGACAAAGCUUUUGAACUGGAACUCAGUUGGGUUGGAGAAAUAACUAAAGGAAAACAUGAAAUUGUCCCAAAAGACAUUAAGGAAGAAGCUGAGAAAUAUGCUAAGGAAUCUCUGAAAGAAGAGGAUGAAUCAGAUGAUGAAAACAUGUAACAUGUUGUUAAACACAGGAUUUAAUCUAUACUGCUGGCCUGUUUUAUGUAUUUGCCAUUAUGUAUGUUCUGGAAGAAUAUUUUGAGUGACCAACUUGCACUAAACAUUUUUCCAAUUA